UUUGUAUACUAUGGAUGAAACCCGAGUACACGCCUUUGAACAAGCUGUCACCUGUAAGCAAGGCAUACAAAGUACGUGUGACAGUGAAAGAAAAGUCUCCUAUCCAAACUCCUCCAAACAAGAAAAAAUUUCAGAAGUUGGUUUUUGAAGAUGAAGAGGGUAACAACAUGAAAGCUACUUUGUUCGGAGCUGAAUGCGACCACUUCCAAAAAGUCUUUGAACACAAGAAGAAGUAUGAGAUAGCUAAUGCUCCAGUGCGAAAAAUCAACCCGAAAUUUAGUUCAUUCCCAGGAGAAUGUGAACUAACUUUCGGCGGAAUGACUAAAAUUCAACCUAUUGAUCGAACAGAGGGACCUGUUUUACCUGAAUACAUCUCCAUAGCUGAUGUACCAAAGACAAGUGAACCAUCAGACUGGUUUGAUUUGCUUGGAAUAGUAGUCCACAUGGAAGACCCCCGACAAGUAGAAUACAAGUCAGGCAGAGUAGCCGAUGUACGUGAUAUCAGCAUAGUCGAUGAAAGCACUGGUUCUCGCCCAAUGAUCAUCUCUGCAUGGGGACAAUUGGCCCUUUCUGACUGUGAGAAGCUCAAAGACUGGGCAACCACUUUCUUAGUUGUUAGCUUAACUUCAGUGAAGCCUGCUACCCACAAAGGUUUCUCAUUGCAAUCAAGCGUGUCCACAACAAUUGACCCAGCCCCCAGUGGUGAAAAAGCUGACGCUUUACGAGCUUGGGCCCAUGCACAUCCAGACAUAAUUAGUGAUUACAUGUCAAGGCAACUCGAAUUCAUGAUUAUUGGUGCUGAACCGGUUCCAACCACACUUGACAACAUCAAUGGCAAAACUGUUGACAAUACUGUCCAGGAAGAAAUAUACACACUAACAGUCACAAUUCCAGAUGCACAGCUAGACAAUGUUAUUGCUUAUAUUGGCUGCGAUAAUUGUGGAAAGCGUUGUGGCGUUGCUGCAAAUGUGGCCUUCUUUUGCCCACAUUGCCCUGACAAAAAAUGCACCUCCACUGAAAGGGUCAACUUUACCUUUGAUGCUGCAGAUGACACUGGAACAUGUCGCCUCACUGCCUUUGGCCAAGUAUGCGAGCAGAUAUUCAAGCUCAAAACACUUGAAAUUUUUGAAAGAAAGAUAAAGGAUGACUGGAAAGACUUUGAUCAUGUUGCUGCAGCUCUGAAAUCCACACUAAUGCACAUAAUCCUUUACCCAUCCCAAGCACUGAACAGGGCAGGGGUGCUGCGGUGGGUAGUCCAAUCAGUUUCUCAUUCUUCUUGAACACUUGUCCUGCCAAUUUGCAGCUUCAAAUCAGAACACAUCAUCCACGAUAGCUCCGGAUUAUCAUUUUGGAUGUGUUCUUAUUUGAGGCAUCCUUGAUUAUCCUUACUCAUAUUUGCUACUCAAGCAAUUUAACAAGCAUUGUCUUUCUAACUCUGAAGUUAUAUCUUCUUUUGAUAAUGUUGGUCAUAUAGAGCAGCUUAAAUCUGCUUAGAAUUAGGCUUACAAACAAUGCCUCUUUUGCUUGCUCAAUCCAUUGAAUGGAUUAAACAAUUGCCUGUAGUUCAAACUUAAUGCCUCUUUCAUGGAACACUUUGUUCUUUAAAUUAUUGCAGGGAUGCAAUAUCUGCUUAUGGUUCAGCCUUGCUUAUUGUGUGAAUUUUGC
Messenger RNA from Chenopodium quinoa (quinoa), 1665 nucleotides. RefSeq names its product replication protein A 70 kDa DNA-binding subunit B-like. Bases 15 to 1280 code for a protein of 421 amino acids. The transcript is spliced from 9 exons. The record is from RefSeq and is a predicted model, not a curated record. NCBI's taxonomy places the organism in Eukaryota, Viridiplantae, Streptophyta, Magnoliopsida, Caryophyllales, Amaranthaceae.